GUUAUGGAUCGGUAAUCUCUUUGAAUACUAGAAAUUUCGUAUUGACGCAGAUGGGAUUAGUUGAAUGACUGACUACUGAAGAGUUAGGAGCAAGACACUGCACCUCAGCAUUUGAUGUUACAGACAUUAAUCUUAUAAAAAGACACCCAUGACUGCCUUCAAGUAUAUUCGUGUCCUUGGCAUUAUAUUAGGUAUUUCAUUGCUGAUCAGAGAUUCCCACAAUUCAACAAGGGUAAAAAGGACAACACCUCUUGUUACCGAGAUUUACGCUCUCGACUAUUUCGUUGAAUUGAUUGAGAAGAUCGAAGAAAAUGUAACAGGAAUUUACAAGGUGGCGGAUCAUAUUCGCUCACUCGCAUAUAAUGACGACUACUGGGAAAAUGUCAUUGGACCAUCCAAACCCCUUCCUAAUGGCAUUUUGACAUCGGCCGAGAAAUCCGUCAUGACUACAAUGGUUUCUCACAUGUAUGUUGGAACGAGGGAGCAGGGCGUGGUGAGGACGUCAAACGGAGAAACGAUCGCUAUUGGUAGCAUAAUGACUGGAAUAAUGGCGGGAAUUUACCGCAAGAAAUCAUUUACCUUGAAUAACUGGGCUGCAGGAGCGACAAAGAACAUCGACAAUCUUUACGCCGCUACGCUUMCAAGAACUCUUGCAGAGACUGCUCUCGCCAAGAAAAACACUCCGUCUAAUGAGCUAUUUGGUCCAGCUGGAUCAUGGAAUAGCGAUGAAUGCCCAAAGCAAUACACUAAAAAUUCAAGUUCGAUAUCAAAAGCGUCCUAUGCACAGUUGCUUGGUGCUGUAGAUGGGUUUAUAUUGGGAUAUGGAAUACAAAAUUGGGCCCGGGAUAGCCGCUUAGGACAGAUAUUCAGAAUGUAUUAUACGACAGGAAUUUGUUUUGACAAAUCUUUCGCCAGCUGUAAGCGUAUCAAGAAGUUACAAGCACUAACGAAUAAAGAAGACUUGACCAGCCAGGUUUAUGGAGUUGCMGAGGCUCUUCAUAUCAAAAACUCUGCAAGCUACCCUAAUGUUKAAAAAGACAAUAUCCUUCAGAUCUCAAAGGACGCUGCUGAAAGGUUUUUCCCGAAAAUAGAGAGUGUUGCCGUUGGUCAUUCCUGUGUUACAACACAGCCAGGCUGCGAACUUCCAGCAAAUCUUGUGUUUCUUAUGGAUGAAUCGGGUAGUAUCACCUCAAGUAACUUCAGAGACGAAAAAGAAUUUGUCAGCCAAAUCAUAGACAAAUUCAACAUUUCUCCACGACAAACCAGAGUUGGUCUCAUUGAGUUUGGGSAAGUAGCAGCCAUUGACUUCAACCUCGAUGUUUAUGGCUCUAAAUCCAGGCUUAAAUGCGCUAUAAAAGAUACCGCACAAAGAAGGGGAAAGACAAAUACAGCAGGGGCUUUGGAUUUAGCUCGAACAGAGAUCUUUCUUCCUUUAKAAAAAGAACAUGAA
Messenger RNA from Exaiptasia diaphana, 1450 nucleotides. RefSeq lists its product as uncharacterized. The transcript has 10 exons. The record is from RefSeq and is a predicted model, not a curated record. Lineage: Eukaryota; Metazoa; Cnidaria; Anthozoa; Actiniaria; Aiptasiidae. The annotation marks the transcript as partial.